AUGGAUGGUGACUAUGUUAUUGGGGGUGUUUUCUCCAUACACCACUACAAACAGACAGCGAUGUAUAACUACACCACCAUGCCUGAGCCAGAGAAAUGCACAGGGAGAGUUGACUCUCGAGAACUGCGCUUCUCACGUGCAAUGAUUUUCACCAUCGAGGAGAUUAACAACAGCACGGAGCUGCUGCCAGGCAUCAAACUUGGUUAUCAGAUCCAUGACUCAUGCACCUCAGUGCCUGUGGCAGUGGAUGUGGCAUUUCAACUUUCCAAUGGGCUGGACCCGGUGUUUUACACUGGUGACAAUUGCUCGCAAACUGGCAUGGUGAUGGCUAUCGUCGGUGAGUCUGCCUCCACACCAUCCAUCAGCAUGUCACGCGUCAUUGGGUCCUUUAAUAUCCCUCAAGUGAGCCACUUUGCCACUUGUGCAUGCCUCUCAGAUAAGCAGCAGUACCCUACUUUCUUCAGAACAAUACCCAGUGAUCAGUUCCAGGCUGAUGCAUUGGCCAAGCUGGUAAAACACUUUGGCUGGACUUGGAUAGGUGCUGUCCGGUCAGAUUCAGACUAUGGCAAUAAUGGCAUGGCGUCUUUCCUGCAGGCAGCACAGAAGGAGGGAAUCUGUGUGGAAUACUCUGAAUCUUUCUACAGGACCCACCCACGUAGCAGGAUCCAGAGAGUAGCUGACGUCAUCCGCAGGUCAACGGCUGUGGUUAUUGUGGCAUUUACAGCAUCUACAGAACUAAGGCUUCUGCUGGAGGAGCUGACACGUGAACCUUCUCCACCUCGCCAGUGGAUCGGCAGUGAAUCCUGGGUAACCAACAAAGACCUGCUGCGGUUCAACAUAUGUGCUGGAGCCGUCGGAUUUGGCAUUCAGAAAUCUGUCAUCCCAGGUCUGAGAGAAUUCUUGCUGGAUCUUCCUCCCUCUAAAGUUGCUGCUUCUCCAGUGCUUACUGAGUUCUGGGAGAAAGCAUUUAAUUGCAGGUUGGGAAAAAUUGCAGCCAUAGAUGAGAGUGUGUGCGAUGGAACUGAAGACAUACAGACACUCCAGGACCCGUACACUGAUACAUCUCAGCUCCGAAUCACUAACAUGGUGUACAAGGCUGUUUAUGCAAUAGCUCAUGCCAUUCAUAAUGCAGUGUGUCAAGAUAUAAAUUCUACAGUUCAGUGUAACAAAUUCACCAAAGUAGAGUCCAAACAGGUUCUUACUCUGCUGAAAAAAGUCAACUUUUCCCAAAAUGGUUAUGAUGUGUCAUUUGAUGCCAAUGGAGAUCCUGUUGCAACAUACGAGCUGGUUAAUUGGCAAAAAAGUGAGAGUGGCAGCAUUGAGAUGGUGACAGUAGGGCUUUAUGAUUCAUCACUGCCAGACGGCCGGGAGUUCCUAAUCAACAAGAACCCAACAUGGAUGGAUGGUGGCCCACAUGUGCCUGUGUCAGUGUGCAGUGACAGCUGUCCUCCAGGAACUCGUAAAGUGCUGCAGAAAGGAAAACCCAUCUGCUGUUAUGAUUGUAUACCAUGUCCUGAAGGAGAGAUUAGCAACACUACAGAUUCCGCUGAUUGUUUCCCUUGCCCCAAGGAGUUCUGGCCUAAUACAAAGAGAGACACUUGUUUGCCUAAGCCUGUAGAGUUUCUUUCCUUUGACGAGGUCCUAGGAAUUGUCCUGGCUGCAUUCUCAGUUGCUGGUGCCUGUCUUGCCAUUACAACAGCAGCUGUGUUCUUUUGUCACAGGACAUCCCCGAUUGUCAGGGCCAAUAACUCUGAGCUGAGCUUCCUGCUGCUCUUCUCUCUGACUCUAUGUUUCUUAUGUUCAUUAACUUUCAUUGGCACACCUUCAGAUUGGUCCUGCAUGCUGCGUCACACAGCUUUUGGGAUCACCUUCGUCCUCUGCAUCUCUUGUGUUCUUGGAAAAACUAUAGUAGUGUUAAUGGCCUUCAGAGCUACACUCCCAGGUAGUAAUGUUAUGAAAUGGUUUGGUCCUCCUCAGCAAAGGAUGACUGUAGUAUCCUUCACCUUUAUACAAGUUUUAAUAUGUAUUAUUUGGUUGGGACUUAGUCCCCCAUUUCCAAUGGAAAAUCUAACCAUAUACAAAGAGAGAAUCAUCCUGGAGUGUGCAUUAGGAUCCGCUGUUGGGUUUUGGGUUGUACUUGGGUACAUAGGCCUACUGGCUGUCUUUUGCUUUGUGUUAGCUGUCCUAGCUCGGAAACUACCUGAUAAUUUCAAUGAAGCCAAGAUGAUCACCUUCAGUAUGUUGAUAUUCUGUGCAGUCUGGAUCACAUUUAUCCCAGCAUAUGUCAGCUCUCCUGGGAAAUUUACUGUGGCUGUGGAGAUAUUUGCCAUUCUGGCCUCCAGUUUUGGACUCAUACUGUGUAUAUUUGCUCCAAAGUGUUACAUCAUAUUGCUCAAGCCAGAGAAGAACACCAAGAAACACUUAAUGAACAAAAAUCAAUCUUAAGACAUCUGAGGUUGGAAAUAGUAAAGAUGGUAACCUUUACAAUAGUAUAGAGCUCCACUGAGUUGAUUUGAAUAUUUACGUUUACAGGUCAAUUAACAUUACAUGUUUUUCUUAUU
This is a messenger RNA of Acanthopagrus latus (yellowfin seabream), 2561 nucleotides long. RefSeq names its product extracellular calcium-sensing receptor-like. Gene Ontology annotation, molecular function: G protein-coupled receptor activity. Gene Ontology annotation, biological process: G protein-coupled receptor signaling pathway. The record is from RefSeq and is a predicted model, not a curated record. Gene Ontology annotation, cellular component: membrane. NCBI's taxonomy places the organism in Eukaryota, Metazoa, Chordata, Actinopteri, Spariformes, Sparidae. The transcript is spliced from 8 exons. The coding region runs from base 1 to 2445 and encodes 814 amino acids.